GGUAAGUACAAAUGUAUCCUGAUGCUAAAUUUGGCAUAUCUAUACGUGUAUAUUGUUUUAUAUUUUUUCACGGUUUACGACGAAUAUGCCAGCACAUCAGCCUCGCAAUUCAUUUGUUUAUCCAUCCAUCUAUUCGCCCAUCCAUCCACCUAUCCUAUAGUUUUUCCAUCUAUUUUUUUCCUGCCGAUUAUCAACAGCUGCAACUGCGGCAGCAGAAGCAUGGCUGUGCCUUGCUUAACCUUACGUGGCCUAGCUUGGCCUAAAUUGGCAUGACCAAGUGGGUUAAAUUUAAUGCGAAAUGCUCUGCAGCUUUGUUUUCUUAUUUAAUUUUUUGGCCAGUGGGCAAGGCGAUGCAGCCAUCAAGCCAUCGUGAGUUGGGAAAAUCGCACACAUCUAAAC
Messenger RNA from Kickxella alabastrina, 399 nucleotides. RefSeq lists its product as uncharacterized. The transcript has a single exon. Bases 22 to 273 code for a protein of 83 amino acids. The record is from RefSeq and is a predicted model, not a curated record. Lineage: Eukaryota; Fungi; Kickxellomycota; Kickxellomycetes; Kickxellales; Kickxellaceae.